GAAGGUUACAUAGCCACUUUUUACUCGCAAGCCACUUCGUUCGGACCGAUAUUGUUCACCAUAAAUGCCAAUAUGUGAAGCAGACGGCUUCUUCUACAUGACUGGGAAGGAUCUAGGGUAGUCCGACAGCUAUGAAGCCCGAAAAAGACUGUUCUAACGAUGCUGAUGAGGUGGAAGAGGAAAAGGACCCGAAGGAGGUGUUGUUGGAGCUGGGGAUGUUGGUCGUGGAGGCGCGCACACCGGACACGUCAGCGAAAGGGCGCAUCGAGGGGCCGCACUGUCCCACCAGCGUGUGUCGACCCAUCCACGUCUGUUACAGAGACAGGUUUGAGUGUCAGAGAGCGGAGCACUUUGUGCACCAGAUGGAGUUGUUGUGGCGGAAUGCGAUCCCGUCAUGCAUUGACGUUCUGCUGUACCCGAAGUGCCAGCACGGCCAGGAGCAGGCCCUGGCGUUUGACGGGUCCGGGGUGACCGCCACCAAGGAAUGUCUUCUGCUCGAGAGGUGGACCAUCCAGAUCUUCCAGAAGAGACACACGAACAAGCUGGAUGGGAGUGUGGGCGCAUCUUUCCUGCAGCAGGCCGUGAGGUCGUAUCUCCACUUCUCUCAGAUGAGCUCCUGGCUCCUGUCUACAGGUGGAGCACUCCCCGUCCUUGUUAUCUACAGGUUAUAUGCUCCAGGUGAAUGCAUAGGAGUUAAGUUUAACCAAACUCCCGAUCAGCAUAAAUUUCCUAUUGCUAACUUGAAGAACUUCGGGGUCAAGGUCGAGGUGUCGUCGUUGCCCCGACAAGACCAGAUGGUUGUACUCACGUGUCCGCAGGAGUUGGAUUGCUAUCUCGGGGCAACUGCGUCGUUGAAGAUCUGCGAAACGAAAGAGAACGCAAGUAGCGACGGUUUCUCUGAAGAGAAUCACAGAGGCCGGUCGAUGAAACGAACCCGCCAGAACACGAGCAGAGCCACUCGAAAGAAGGACGGACAGAAGGAUGGACAGAAGGAAGUGGAAAAGAAGAUCCCCGAUUGUUCAGAAAGUGCCACGGAUGUUUUCCAAGAUGUACCCACUAGCUGGUCUUCCAUCGGCAAGGAGAGGCGCUACGGCGCCAAGUGCCGACACUCGCGCGACAAGUCGUCUAGUUCUGAUGAGUUGUUAGAUCUUCAUGAGAGUCUACAGAAGUAUUCACUCAACUGCAAACCUCAUCGCCGCAGCCCCGAAGAGCUGGAUGCAAUAUCGCCGAUAGCAACCUACGACCAGUCGUCUAUGUUUUACGUCGACAAGGGUCCUCCAUCUGACAGUAGUUUCAAAUGUGGCGCAAACUCACCGUCGAGGCAGGUUUUCAAGGAGAAGCUGCUUCCCCUGAAGCCACACACCCUUCAGGACGUUGGUCUACAGCCAAUUUCUACCUCAAAGAAGUUGCACAGUCCCAAGGUGUUGGUGACGACGAAUUCCAAACCAGAGAGCUCGUACACGAAGAGAAAAUGUUUAGAUUUGAAUGACUCAGUGGACUCCGAUGAAUGGGAGAAGAAAUAUAUUUCCACCAAAAUAGAGGAUCUCACCAGUCCGUUGUCGCCGGAAGACAUUCAUGCAUAUUUAACAAACCUCAGGACGGCUUCCCCGAGACUCGACCACUUCUCCUCAGACACGGAUACCGACUCUCCGAAGUGCAAGUUCUUCAUAGGAGAGUCGUGGGAAGCACCUAAAAUAAGGAACAAGAAAUCGUACCUGUGUGAGAAGAACUCCCCCGAAGUUUCCCCGAGUUUGUUCAACUCACGUCUUUCAGAAAACAAUUCGACCAACUCGGGAUCUGUGGUGCAGAAAGCGGUCGCGAGUGUCGACAAAGAUCUCAUGGAAGCUUCACGUCUGCUGGGAAGUCUGGACAUUGCCACGAGCCAGGAGCCGUGCGAUGUAACCGAGGUAACCGAGGACAGACAGUCUCUGUCGCUCGACUUGGCCUGCAGCUUAAACGUCUUUCAUAAUCAACAAACGCCGACACCAUUGUCGGGAGGUGGGCGGGAGUCCGGAACACAGCUAGUAGUGGCGGCCGCCGCCUCAGUUCAGAACGGAACCAGUGUUUCUCCUUCUGCUAGCAGACGCAGAGCGUUGGAGAGAGAGACAUACCAGUUCCCGUCGGAGACUAUUUCCCAGACAAAUCGGUCAAAGUCGGUGCCAGAGGAUAUGGGGUGCGAUGAAUCGGGAUUUAAUAAGACAACCCCUUCGAAACGGAAACUGCCGACCACCCCGACAAUGGAUGACAUCGUGAGUUUCCGGCGACACAUGAGCAAGAGUUCCUCCAUGUUGUUCAACCAGAGAACUGGUCUGCCCAGCCAGUCUAGUCCGGCACCAGUGAAGCGGAAAUCCAUGAGCAGAUUCGAUUAUGACAGUUCACUGGUGAAUACAAACGCUAUUAAAAAUGCCCUAUCGUGUUCCAAGCUGGUGAUAUCGAGUAAUGAUCACAAUCUGGAAAACUCAACAGACGACCCAAGCCACGGACUGAGCAACAGUGCCCCAGCAUCGACCAACUGUCUGCUGGGAAAUUUUGAGGAGUCUAUGCUGAAUGGCCGACUGGAGCCGAUAGGUGCUGUCGAUGGGUUUACGGUGGAGAUCGGUGCCAGUGGAUCAUUCUGUCCCAAACACAUCAGCCUGCCAGUGACCUCCUACUUCUUCAAACUGUCUGAUGACAACGCACCUUCACCCUAUCUAGGCCAUGUCGACCUUGAAUCUCUUGGUAAAAAGGGAUACCACAUUCCAAAGAAAGGAACUGUGCAAGUAACAUUGUUCAACCCAAACAAGACGGUGGUGAAGAUGUUUGUGGUGAUGUACAACCUGACGGAUAUGCCGUCGAACUGCCAGACGUUUCUACGACAACGCACCAUGUACAUGCCCGUCGAUAGCAACAGCACCGAGCCCUCCUACCUGCGAUAUCUUAUCCAUCUCAGAUUGGCUACGUCGAAAUCGGGGAAAAUUCACCUUCACACGGAUAUCCGACUGAUUUUUGCCCGAGACAAGUUCGAGUUUGAUAACAAGGUGGCACAGUAUGAACUUCGAUCUUUCACCGAAGGACCCCAGAAUCCCAAAUUUUCACCCAAGAGGUGACAAAUGGAUUGUCUAGGAUUUUAUUUAUUGUAGGGUAAAUGUUUAACUCAUAUGUUACUGCAGAGCUUCAUAUUUUUAACAAUUCUACAUUCAAAAGAAAUAAUUGUGGAGUAGCGAAAAUGUAAAAUUGAAUGGAAAGAAAGUUUUUGUUUUCAAAGCUUCAGUUUCAUUCCAGCCAAUGCACUACAACUACCGUAUAUUGCCGUGUAUUAGCCGACUCCUUGGAUAAGCCGACC
This is a messenger RNA of Gigantopelta aegis, 3322 nucleotides long. Its product is annotated as protein FAM214A-like. The transcript is spliced from 12 exons. Lineage: Eukaryota; Metazoa; Mollusca; Gastropoda; Neomphalida; Peltospiridae. The record is from RefSeq and is a predicted model, not a curated record. Bases 132 to 3086 code for a protein of 984 amino acids.